Molecule: messenger RNA, 1570 nt
Organism: Kockovaella imperatae
Lineage: Eukaryota; Fungi; Basidiomycota; Tremellomycetes; Tremellales; Cuniculitremaceae
Exons: 2
Coding region: 120-1178 (352 amino acids)
Source: RefSeq, a predicted model, not a curated record
UUUGCCAUCGCAUCACUGCCGAAACAUUGCUUCUAUCACUAGUCCAUUCCAACCGCCCGGAAAUAACCCUUGGCCUCACCUGGUCAAUCCAUUGCCAAACCAGAAGAUACCUCACAAACAUGGGCAAAGAGUCAGAUCGCAGGUAUCAAACCUCACGAAAGUCUACUGGCUCUAUCUUUAACACACGUUACCACUCGCAAGGAGCUACUUACACCGAGUAUGACCCCGUAGAUACUCGGACGGGGUAUUCCCAAACUAGAGACAACGGUCUUCAGAAUUCACCUCACACGAUGGGUGGGCAGCAAACAACUUACGCUGAUAGUCCCACAUUCGUGUAUGUGCACAACGAUGACGGAUAUGCAGAUCUAUCCAGCCAGAUGAAAGCUCUUGAACGUAAAUUCAUGGAAUUUAACGGUGGACUCCUCGACCUUGAAACGAACACCAACCUCAAUCACAGUGCGGCGCUCCAGGCCACGGCGGGGAUCCAUCAGGAAAUCUCCAAAGUCAAUACUGCUUUAUCAGCCGGUCUGGCCUUCUCAGAGGAGUACCAAGAUGUCAAGAAUCACCUGGUCAAGGCCUCCAGCAUGGCCUCUGGUCUUGCUGACUUUCUCAACGGUGCGAACGGCACUACCACAUAUGGCAAGUAUCCAGGCAUGUCAACGGUCGGCAGUGAGGGCAGUGAGACUAUACACAUUAAUAUCGCGAAUGCACGCUCAAUGUUCCCAGCGUACCAUACGGGGAGGAACGUGAUGCCUGACCAAGUCCACGACGGGUAUACGCAGAACGCUUACACGUUACAUAACGGUGCUCCCAAUGGCUAUGUACAGCCCAAUGUCUCCAGCCAUAACCCUCCAUCGAUGCCUUCUACUUGCGGCGGCAGAUCGAGCGGGCCUGGCUACAACAUGACCAGGCCGCAAGAUACUACUGCAUGGUCACAAGGUGGUUAUCUGCCGCCGCUGGACAGCGCCACUUGCGCCACUCGCGGGACCCGGACCCGCCACGAGACAGAGGAGAGUGACGAGAUGUCCGCCUUCCAUGUCGGCCAAUCUGGUCCUCAUCGACCAACGAUGCGAACGGCCAGAGUGUACAGUGACGACGACUAUCAUCGCGGUCCUCCUCAGCGUAGCGGGGCUCAGCAAUCGCCAUGGACUGAGAGCGAUGACGGUGAGUACGUUUGAGUACCAAUACGCAGGUCGAUAUAGCCUUAAUUUUGGCAAUCCACCACACCAUCACCCUCUACGGCUUGCGUCUACCAAAAGGUCUUGAUUAAUACCAUAGAAACAGAGCUCAGGCGGAGCUAUGCAUGUCGUAAAUCCCUUGCAUACCUCUGGGCAAGGAUCGAUAUUGGCGGGUCUUUGCAUCCACCAGCUUUGAAAGUAGCGGAUGACGUGUGCACUCCUCCUUCACUGGGGCUACUGUAUUCUGUGCCAUCUCAAGGGGUCGACAAUACUAUAAUGGUCGCCAACCUCGUCCACGGACGCUUGGUCCGAAGUGAAGCGGGGCUCUUCUUGCCCCCUCCUGUACGACACCGACGAUGAUGGCACUUUGGCCGGUCGGCCGAAGCAACCAA